CAGUCCUCUUGUCUUUUUGCGUUUAGUUUGAUAUCUGAGAUUAUCGCCCAUGAGUUAAUUGUUGACGUAAUUUCAAGCAAAAAAUAUGGAAUCCACUGGUAAUUUUACAGUGAGAGUAAAAGAGGAACCUCGUGAUCCGUCGUUUAUUGAAAACGAUAGCGAGAUGAUUGACGAGAAACCCGAUUUGAAAAACUUCCAACUCUCGCCAUUUCCGCAAGAAAAUUCUACUCACGCACUUCAAAAAUGUAUCAAAAAUCAUGUAACUAAAAUCAAUGAUGACACGGAAAUAGUUUUUGAAUGUGAAAAUCUGAAGCCUCGCAUGGAUUUAUUAGUCGUUCAAAAAGUUGAUGAUUAUUCUGAAAAUCACUUUCAGAAUGUAAAAAAUCGCUGUUAUGAUAUAACUCUCAACAGAAUUAAAAUGGAACGUAAAGAGGAAGUAAAAGAGGAAUUUUUUGACGACGUUGCAGAAAAAUUGAAUUUGAACUUCGAUUGUGAAUUGGUCGAACAAAAAAAAGAAAGAAGAAUUACAAAAAAGUUGGACGAUCAACAUAACCUCAAAACAAACAUCCAUAUGGUGUCCAGUGGUAGAAUCGAAGCGUGUGAAAUAUAUGGAAAAAAAUUCACACAAAAAGGCCAUCUCAAUGUCCAUAUCGACGCAGGGCAUAAUGGUGAUUCGAUUCAUAAUGGUGUUAAUUACACAUGUGAUGUAUGUGGAAAGGCAUUCGCUAAAAAACCAAAUCUCCGAAUCCACAUCGAUUCUGUGCACAAUGGGGUCACUCAUUCAUGUGAUAAAUGCGGCAAGUCAUUUACUCAGAAAGAUUCGGUGCACAAUGAUGUUAAAUAUGCAUGUGAUAUUUGCGGAAAGACAUUUGUAAAAAGACAAAAUCUCCGAGUCCACAUCGAUACGUCGCACAGUGGUGUCAAAUAUGCAUGUGAUAAGUGUGGAAAGUCAUUUACUCAGAAAGGUAGUCUCAAAAGACACAUCGAUACGGCGCACAUUGGUCGCAGUCCAUCACCCGCCUCAGUGACGACGGCUCUCGCGGGCGAUGGCGUCGGCACCUUCGUAACCUUCCCGCUGCGCAAGGAGAGCGCACGCGCGCUCAGCCGCGAGGAUCUCGCCGAGGAGGCAGCCCGGGUCCUCGAGCAGGCCGACAGCGUCGACUGCGUGGCUCGCGGCGUCAACAACCGCGAGUCGCCGCGAAAGUACGCCAGCCUACCCGGUCGCGGCAGUAGUCGCAAGUCCAAGGAGCGUAGCAGCAACGACGGCGGCGGCGACACCGACGGCAGCAGCAGCUAUCUCGGCCACUCGAAACCGAAGAAGAAGGCGCUCGGGCGUAGCGUGAGCGAUGCCAGCUCAACCGAGCGAGCAGCAUCGGUCGUUAGGAGCCAGCAGCCCAGUGGUCGUUAUCAACCGCGAUAUCAAGGCAGCAACAGCAGUCCCGACCGGAGCCUGCCCGAGCUAGAGGAGGACGACGACGACGAGCCGGAGUCGCAGUAUCAGCGAAUAGGGCAGCCGCGCCGGCGCGGCCCGCCACUGCAGCGCAGCUCGAGCGACCUGCUGAGAAAGCAGCAGCAACCACCUCUCACGCCCAUCAUCGAGGCGUCGCCGCAUCCCGCCACCGCCGAGCGAUCCUUUCGUUUCUCGUCCGUGUCGCCACCGGCACCGGUGGAGCCGUCGCCGAGGGUCAAGACCAUUCCGAUCUACGUCGAGAGCGAGAAUCGUCUCUACGUCGGCGACAAUCAGCGACGACAGGAGGAAGACAUCGACGUGGUCGACGGUGACAUGUUGCAUCGGAGCAGUCGAUACGAUCAUCAUCCGCAGCAGCCGCAACGAGAUGACUCGACCAUACACAAGAUGAUCCAUCGGCUGUCGAACGAUCGCUCGCCGCCGCCCCAGCUGACCCGAGCCAUGGUCGCGCCGAGUCCGGGCUUCGCCCACAACAACAAUCGGCCCUUCUCGUACACGCGGCCCAGCGAGAUCGCGACGACGUCGGUCCGUCCGCAGUCGCCCAGCACCACUCUGCUGCCCGCCGACUGCAUCUACGCCCAGGUGCAGAUGGACAAGAAGAAGUCGGCCCUGCUGAAUCAGGCGCAGCGCAGCCACAGCGACAGCGACGAGGGCCUCGGCCUCGAGCGCAAGGACUCGUCGCGCGAGAACAGCCCCGCCGACAAGGAGGCCUUCCAUCGUAGCAGCAGUAACAACGGCACCGGCGGACAGUAUCGCUAUCUGGACUCGGAGCUGCAGCGCCACAACGACAUCAACAGCUACAAGUCGUCGAGCGCCAAUAACGUCACGACGACGCGUUUCGGCGACGGCGGCGGCGGCGCUGACCCGACGACGACGACGACGGUGCUCGAUCGGGGCCGCGCCGAUGGCAUGGCGGACGCGGCCAGGCGACGCGUCAACGGCGUCGACGAGCUCAGCAGUCGCGUCAUCAACGAGCGGCCCCCCAGCCUGAACAAGAGCUCGGAUCUGAGCGCUCGUCGGGACCUGCUCGAGUCGCGCAUCAAGAUGUUCUCCAGCAAGGACAACGGAAGCAGCAACGUGAAUAAAUUAUUGAGCCCAAGCGGCAAGAAGCUGGUGCUCGAGCAGGAGCCCAUAAUCGUGGACAAGCCGAUCGUGCCGUCGCCCGUGGUGCCCGCGGCCCAGCCCAAGCGCUACCUCGACACCUACAUCAGCGAGACGCGCACCAACAGCAACGGCGAGAAGUACAUCUUCGAGAAGGAGAUGCACGACGAGAACGGCAAGGUCUACGGCUUCGAGAAGAUCACGAACAAGGUGACGAACAACAAUGGACAUAGCGAGCUGCCGCUCGUCAAGCCCAAGCAGGGCUACGUGCUCGAGACGAGGACGGACAAGUACGGCGACAAGUACAUCGUCGAGACGCGCAAUUACAGCGCCGAGCCGAGCUCGACCACUACCGCUACCAUCGACAAUGGCACCAAGAAAGACGAGGGCCACUCGCGUCAUCACCGAAGCGAACUGUACCAGCCGCGCGCCAAGAAGAACUUCGAGGCCAUGCGUGGCUACAGCAAGUCGACGCAGCGCCUCAACGAGCUGUCCUCGUCCUCCGAGAGUCCUCGAGUCAAGGAUGGUGCUGCUCAUCGCUACGUGACGCGCUCCUACGAGAAUCUAGCCUCGUCGUCGUCCGCCGCGGCCGAUUUGACUCGACGCCCGGGUGUCGGCGGAGGCAGGAGACCGAAACUCGGCGCUCUGCGCGAGGGACCCCUCGACGAUUACGACACGGACAUCUCGCAGGCGACCAACAGCCAGCUCGACUCGUCGAGCGCCGCCAGCAAGUUUUACAGCAAGGAGACGCGCACGAUGCAGCGCUACCAUCAUCGGGCUGGAAGAGGCUUGCACGACGAUUACGACAGCUCGCCGCCAAGGCAUCAUCGUGUCGUCAACAGCAACGGCUACAACUCGAGCCGCUACGACUCGGACACGACGACGCGCGACUCGGUCGUACGCGGCGGCUAUCAUCAUCAUCGCAAAGGCGUCACCUCCGAUCCCGACGAGCCCAAGAAGCCGCUGCGUCGCUCGCGCAACCACCUGGACUACGCCCACCUGGACGAGAGGAGCAACGGCGCGUUCGACGAGGGCCCUGUGCCGCCGCCUCAGCGACCGCCGCGUCACAACGCGCGAGAUCAUCAUCGGGGCCUCGGCAGGUCCUCGCACCACAAUCAUCAUCAUCAGGUGCGCACCGAGACGCGGCUCAGCGACAGCGAGCGCAAGGACCGACUGGCCGACUCGGGCAUCGAGAACGACUAUCGGCCGACUCACUCGUCGCACGAGGCCGACGGACGCCACGGCGCCGAGUCCGAGGAGGACGACGGCUUCGUCACGGCGCAGUUCCUCAAGCAGGAGCGACGCCACACCGAUCGCAGCAUGCCCAUCGACAAGAAGAGCCACCAGCAGCAACGCGUCAGCAACGGUGGCUACGACAAGUACGUCAUGUACUACAACGACAAGCCGCCGCUGACCGGCAAGCCACCGCUCGGGCCCGGCUUGGUCGACGCCGGCAGCAGCAAGUCCAAGUACGAGAAGAAGGCCGCGAAAAAAAGCGGUGGCGUCGGCGGCGUCGGCGGCACCAUGAGCAAAGUGCGCGAGCUCUUCCGCAAGAAGGAGAAGAAGCAGGUGAAGGAGGACAAGACGCGCGGCGGCGUGGGCGGUCUGCUGCUGAAGCGCAGCGGCCGGGCGGCGAGCACGGGCGCCCUCACCGACGACGAGGUGACCGUGCGCUAUCGCGAGUACCGCGGCGACCAGCUGCGCAGCGCCAGGAGCGCCCGCGACCUCGACAGCGAGAUCAACGAGAGGCAAGUGUACCGGCAAAACCAUCAUAAUCCUAAUUCUUGUGGUGACCAAAGUAAAAAUUCUUCGUCUAGAUACGCCGACGAUCCUCAUUAG
Messenger RNA from Trichogramma pretiosum, 4408 nucleotides. RefSeq lists its product as uncharacterized. The record is from RefSeq and is a predicted model, not a curated record. The transcript is spliced from 7 exons. Gene Ontology annotation, cellular component: nucleus. The coding region runs from base 86 to 4408 and encodes 1440 amino acids. Lineage: Eukaryota; Metazoa; Arthropoda; Insecta; Hymenoptera; Trichogrammatidae. Gene Ontology annotation, biological process: regulation of transcription by RNA polymerase II. Gene Ontology annotation, molecular function: RNA polymerase II transcription regulatory region sequence-specific DNA binding; DNA-binding transcription factor activity, RNA polymerase II-specific.